This is a messenger RNA of Caenorhabditis briggsae, 543 nucleotides long. Gene Ontology annotation, biological process: protein targeting to ER. The coding region runs from base 1 to 543 and encodes 180 amino acids. Gene Ontology annotation, cellular component: signal peptidase complex; membrane. The record is from RefSeq and is a predicted model, not a curated record. Lineage: Eukaryota; Metazoa; Nematoda; Chromadorea; Rhabditida; Rhabditidae. The transcript has 4 exons.
AUGCACAACCUGCUAUCGCGUGCCAAUUCGCUUCUCGCGUUCACUCUCUGGGUGAUGGCCGCCGUCACCGCCGCGUGCUUCUUGUCGACCGUUUUCCUGGACUACACCGUUUCAAAUCAUCUCGAAGUCAAUGAUAUCAAGAUAAGAAACGUGCGAGACUACGCUACGGACGAUAAGCAAGCGGAUUUGGCGACGCUCGCCUUCAACCUGAAAGUCGACUUCUCGCGUCUGUUCAACUGGAAUGUCAAGCAGCUGUUCGUCUAUUUGGUCGCCGAGUACAAGUCUGCUGAGAAUGCCGUGAACCAAGUGGUAAUCUGGGAUCGUAUCGUCGAGCGUGCCGAACGCGUUGUGAUGGAUGAGAUUGGUGUUAAAACCAAGUACUACUUCUUGGACGACGGAGCGCACUUGUUGAAGCACGACAAUGUGACGUUCGUUUUGAGAUACAACGUGAUUCCAAACGCUGGCUACCUCCGUCUCGUCCAGUCGACAAAUCAGCUCGUCGUUCCAUUCCCAACCACCUACACCACCACGAGACGAUCCUAA